GGUAUGUCAGCACUUAUUUGGCGCCUGUUGUGAUGGAGCGGGUGGGAGAGGCACUGCAAUGGUCAGCGUGCCCGGGAGAGAAGGAGGAGCUUAGCUCCUACCUAAGGGGCCCAUUCACCACGUGCUGCCAGCUUAGAAGGAUAAUCCCGUUAGUACUGCGCAUGUGCAGAGCAGACCCAUCGGAGACAUUUUUCCAUAGAACACACACCGGGUCACUUCUGUAUUGUGAAGACAGAGGGCUUCCAGACAUGAGCAUCCUUCUGAUAGAGGCCUUCUAUGGAGGCUCCCACAAGCAGCUGAUGGAUCUCCUGAAGGAUGAAAUUGACGGCUGUGUCCUGUACAGUCUUCCAGCUAAGAAAUGGCAUUGGAGAGCCCGCACCUCCGCUCUGCACUUCAUGCAAGCUGUUCCUCCCAGCGACACCUACAGGGUCCUCUUCACAAGCUCUGUGCUUAAUCUGGCUGAACUGGUAGCCCUCCGGCCUGAUCUUGGGAAACUGAAGAAGGUUCUGUAUUUUCACGAAAACCAGUUGGUCUACCCUGUGAGAAAGAACCAAGAGAGAGACUUCCAAUACGGCUAUAACCAAAUCCUUUCAUGUCUAGUCGCUGACACUGUGGUAUUUAACUCUGCCUUCAACAUGGAGUCUUUCCUGACUUCUAUCUGCACUUUCCUGAAGAUGAUACCAGACCAUCGACCACGAGACCUGGACCGAAUUAUUAGGCCCAAAUGUUGUGUCAUUCACUUUCCAAUCCGGUUUCCUGACGUCAGCCGGUUCUUGCCUGACCACAAGAGGCUUUUACAGCAGAGCAGCUGCCAACCCCUAAAGAGCUCAGAGGUCUCCCCUAAAUCAUCAGAUGACCUGCAAAAGUUCAUCACAGAGCCUUUACCUCUUCCCAAACAGAGGCAAUCAGGACAAGAUCAGAUCCCACAAUCCACAGAAAAUAUUUCCACCUCGUUGAGAGAGGAUACUUCGGAAAAUGUAAAUCUUGUGAUGUCAGAACCAUCCUUCUCAAGUUUACAUGCCGAUUCCCAGAGGCCUUUGCAUAUUGUCUGGCCUCACAGAUGGGAGCAUGAUAAAGACCCGGAGACCUUCUUUAAAGUCCUGAGGAAACUUAAAGAGAUGAAGCUGCCCUUCUCUGUGUCGGUGCUCGGGGAAAUGUUUACUGAUGUUCCAGAGAUCUUUUCUGAAGCAAGAACGUUCUUGGGGUCAGCAGUUUUGCAUUGGGGUUUUCUACCCAGCAAGGACAACUACUUUCAAGUACUCUGUGAGGCUGAUGUCGUCAUUUCAACAGCUAAGCAUGAAUUCUUUGGUGUGGCGAUGUUAGAAGCUGUCCACUGUGGCUGUUACCCGCUGUGCCCGAAGUCUUUAGUAUACCCCGAGAUUUUUCCAGAAUAUCUGUAUUCGACACCUGAACAGCUCUCAAAAAAGCUACAGAAUUUCUGCAAAAGGCCCCAUCUUGUACGGAGACAUCGGUUUCAGGGCGAGACGGUGGCGUAUUCCUGGGCAGCGCUGAACGGUGAAUUCAGGUCUCUCCUCUCAGCACAACGCGGCGAAGAUUUGUGACAGAUGGGGCUAAGUCACAAACUCGCAGCCUCGGGCGGAAUUUGUUGAACUUUUUCCGAGCGUUCCAGUAUUUACCUGAUCAGAGAAAAAAAAAAGGGGAAAAAAAAAUCUGCGUAGGAAGCAAAGACUGGCUGCUUGUCAUAGCUGACACAGGGCCAUCUGCCACAAACCUGUGGCAGAUCGAUCCCAUCAUCUCUGCCACCACCCUGGCUCAAAUGAGAUACAUGUUCCCAGGGAUGCUGGGAUAGCCGCACAUGUCCUCAGCCUCACAUGCAGGAGAGUGAAGGAGGAAGAAUAAUAAAAAAAAAAAAAAAGGGUCCUGUUGUAUUACCGCAGUCAUGUAUCCCAUAUGUGGUGCCACAUUGAAUUUCCGGAUAAAUCUCUUUUUAUCCUUUGUACUGGAUGACACAGUGCCUGCGCUCCUCUCUUUUUUUCUUCGCCGCCACGAUGGCAGCCAAGCUACAGCUUCAAACAUUCACACUUGGCUGAGUUUCUACCUAUGUUGCCAGGUUAUCAUCGGAACCGUAUUGUGUCCUCAAAGGGCCACAGGGCCUGAGAGGAGGAUCAGAGUGCGACCGGGCUAAUUGGGCAGCCAUCCAUGAAUUGUUUUUUUUACAGGCGACGAGGCCGCUGUAGAAGAGUUUUUUUUUUUUUUAUUAUUAUUUUUUUUUUUUGCAAAUUAAUGACUCUCUGGCACAGAGGUUUUUAAGUGAAGGUAUUAAUAAGAGGUCUGGCAGGUAUUCCCAUGAUUCACGGAGUUACAUUUGCAUUUAAUUAAUCUUAAAGAAAGCCUGCAAGAUAAACAGCUGUAAUUCAUAGUAACUUGGGAAAUGUCUUGUGUAGUGCCAUCUAUUCGAUAAACCAGAAGCUCCACACUUUCACAAGGAACAGAUAACGCAGAGACAGAUGACUUUACAUCAUAAAUCUUUAUUUUUUUUUCUUUCUAAUGCUUCCCAGAUAAGCAGAAUCUUCAGAUUAUUUAUCAACACUGGCUUGUUUUCUUGAUGUUUUUUUUUUUAUUUUUUUUAAAUUGUGCGAGUUUUCAAUAAAGGAAUUUAUGUAAAUGUU
Molecule: messenger RNA, 2630 nt
Organism: Rana temporaria (common frog)
Lineage: Eukaryota; Metazoa; Chordata; Amphibia; Anura; Ranidae
Gene: QTMAN
Product: glycosyltransferase like domain containing 1
Exons: 10
Coding region: 33-1562 (509 amino acids)
Molecular function (GO): glycosyltransferase activity
Source: RefSeq, a predicted model, not a curated record